AUGGCUUUCAGAUCAACAAUUAUAAUUUUCGUGUUUGCAAUUAUUUGCUUAUUAAAUUAUUCCAGCGCGGCAAAGCCUAUUGGAGCAGUCUCAGCAGUUGUUGUUUAUGGGGAGGAAUUGACCAACAAAGAUUCAGGGGCUGACCUCAGCGACCCGUAUGUUAAACUAUGGGUCGAUGGAAAUCAUAAAAAGCAGACAACAGUUAAAAAAAACACCUUAAACCCUUAUUGGGAUGAAACUUUCGUCUUCAAUUUUUUUCCGGGAUCUCACAAGCUCCAUGUCGAAGUUUGGGAUAAGGAUUAUAAUGGGGACAACGAUGAUUUGAUGGGCCAGGCCGUAAUUGAUUUGGACAACUACUGUAUACCUACCGCAGCGGCACCUGUUUGUGAUAUCGGUGGUAUAUUUGCCGAGUUUGAUGAUACGCAUCUAAAUUACGUCGUUUUGGACGCCAAAUGGCAUUUGUUUUAA
Paraglomus occultum is the source of this 468-nucleotide messenger RNA. The record is from the annotation of a GenBank genome assembly. NCBI's taxonomy places the organism in Eukaryota, Fungi, Glomeromycota, Glomeromycetes, Paraglomerales, Paraglomeraceae.